AUGAGUUAUGAUGACGGAAGUAGUCAUGGAAAGGGAAGGCGUCAUUCCCAAACCGGUUCCGUAUGGGAAGAUGAAGACAAUGCAAAAGAUGAAAUGUCAUGGGAUGAUAUUGAAGAAGAAGACGGUGAAGAUAAAAGUGAUAGUGAAUUUGAUGAACCAGAAAGAUAUGAGGUUGAAAGUGUGAUUUCACGUAAAGUUGAGAAUGGCAAAGAAAAAUUUUUGAUUCAAUGGAAAGGAUAUUCUAAACCAACCUGGGAACCACGUGAAAACUUAGAUGAUUGUGCUAUUCUCCUCGAUUCAUUUUACAAAGUAGCCAAAGAUACCGAACCUGAAACAAAUACACCUACAGGUGUUCCGACUGACGAUGAUUUCAAACAAAAAUUAUUAGAAGCUCAUCAAUCUAGUAUGCACUUAAAUAUCGAACUUUAUGAUAAGCUUAUCCUAAAACGUGGCGUUAAGGAUACUGGUGACAUUGGUCCUAAGAUUGAAAAUGUUCCUAUGGUUUCUUUUGGCGGGCUAACUAGACAGAAUAGUACUAGUUCUAGUAAUUCUAGAGGUGGAUUCCAUAUGUUAUUGGCGAAAAUAGAUGGAUAUUUCGAACCGCAUCACAAACGUAAAGACAAAAAAAAUCAAAAUGUAGAAUAUCGGCAUCAAGUACGAUUAAAGAUGUUCAUUUAUCAAAAUUGA
Messenger RNA from Cetraspora pellucida, 687 nucleotides. The record is from the annotation of a GenBank genome assembly. Lineage: Eukaryota; Fungi; Glomeromycota; Glomeromycetes; Diversisporales; Gigasporaceae.